UAGUGAUGGAGACGCCGGACUCAUCAGCCCGGGCCUUGUUGCUUCCCUCCGCAGCCGGGCCCCAGAGGAAGCGCGCGGCGGGGGAGGCUGCGGCUGCGAAGAGCAAGCAGCGGGUCCUGGACGAAGAAGAGUAUAUCGAGGGCCUCCAGACGGUCAUCCAGAGGGAUUUCUUUCCUGAUGUGGAGAAGCUCCAAGCACAAAAGGAGUACCUAGAGGCUGAGGAGAAUGGAGACUUGGAACGGAUGCGCCAGAUUGCCAUCAAGUUUGGUUCUGCCCUGGGCAAGAUGUCCCGAGAGCCCCCGCCGCCCUAUGUGACUCCAGCCACGUUUGAAACCCCUGAGGUACACACAGGCAUUGGAGUGGUGGGCAACAAGCCCAGGCCCCGGGGCCAAGGCCUGGAGGAAGGAGAGGCUGGAGAGGAGGAGGAAAAGGAGCUGCUCCCCAGUCUGGAUGUCUUCCUGAGCCGCUACACAAGUGAGGACAAUGCCUCCUUCCAGGAGAUCAUGGAGGUGGCCAAGGAGAAGAGUCGGGCACGCCAUGCCUGGCUCUACCAGGCUGAGGAAGAAUUUGAGAAGAGGCAGAAAGAUAACCUUGAACUCCCUUCGGCAGAGCACCAAGCCAUCGAGAGCAGCCAGGCCAGUGUGGAGACCUGGAAGUACAAGGCCAAGAAUUCCCUCAUGUACUACCCGGAGGGUGUUUCUGAUGAAGAGCAGUUGUUUAAGAAGCCCCGGCAGGUGGUGCAUAAGAACACGCGCUUCCUCAGGGACCCCUUCAGCCAAGCCCUGAGCAGGUCCCAGCUCCAGCAGGCAGCCGCCCUGAACGCCCAGCACAAACAGGGCAAGGUGGGCCCCGACGGCAAGGAACUGAUCCCUCAGGAGUCUCCCCGAGUGAGCGGAUUUGGAUUUGUUGCCACCCCUUCUCCUGCCCCUGGUGUGAACGAGUCCCCAUUGAUGACCUGGGGGGAGGUUGAGAACACACCCUUGAGAGUCGAAGGGUCAGAGACGCCCUACGUGGACAGGACACCGGGUCCAGCCUUCAAGAUCUUAGAGCCGGGCCGCAGGGAGCGGCUGGGGCUGAAGAUGGCCAACGAAGCUGCCGCGAAGAACCGAGCCAAGAAGCAGGAGGCCUUGCGGAGGGUGACAGAGAACCUGGCCAGCCUCACCCCCAAAGGCCUAAGCCCAGCCAUGUCCCCAGCCCUGCAGCGCCUUGUGAGUAGGACGGCCAGCAAGUACACAGACCGGGCCCUGCGAGCCAGCUACACACCAUCUCCAGCACGCCUGACCCACCUCAAGACCCCAACCAGCGGGCCACAGACCCCCACAAGCACGCCAGCCCCUGGCUCUGCCACACACACGCCCCUCACACAGGACCCAGCCUCUAUCACGGACAACCUGCUGCAGCUCCCUGCCCGGCGCAAAGCUUCAGACUUCUUUUAGAACCAGGCCUGGGCUGGGCCCGUGGACACCUUGUGGAGCCUGCAGGGCAGUUGUACACCCAGUAGAGGACUCCUGCCUUUUGGGGACCCAGGCCUGUGCCAAAAGCAGUUGACCAUCCAGGAGCCACAGGAGAAAGACACAUAUACCCAUUCCCCUUGGUGUGAGGCACCCAGGCUGUGCCCCAAGGCCUUGCUGAAACUUUUCUAUUUAACCCCCAUCUGAACUGUCAUUAAAGGACACCUGGUACAGUA
Molecule: messenger RNA, 1687 nt
Organism: Cynocephalus volans (Philippine flying lemur)
Lineage: Eukaryota; Metazoa; Chordata; Mammalia; Dermoptera; Cynocephalidae
Gene: ESS2
Product: ess-2 splicing factor homolog
Exons: 10
Coding region: 6-1436 (476 amino acids)
Cellular component (GO): catalytic step 2 spliceosome
Source: RefSeq, a predicted model, not a curated record